Messenger RNA from Trifolium pratense (red clover), 2908 nucleotides. Its product is annotated as 3-hydroxy-3-methylglutaryl-coenzyme A reductase 3-like. The record is from RefSeq and is a predicted model, not a curated record. Gene Ontology annotation, biological process: coenzyme A metabolic process; sterol biosynthetic process; isoprenoid biosynthetic process. Gene Ontology annotation, molecular function: protein binding; hydroxymethylglutaryl-CoA reductase (NADPH) activity. Gene Ontology annotation, cellular component: peroxisomal membrane; endoplasmic reticulum membrane. The transcript is spliced from 4 exons. Lineage: Eukaryota; Viridiplantae; Streptophyta; Magnoliopsida; Fabales; Fabaceae. The coding region runs from base 691 to 2400 and encodes 569 amino acids.
ACAAUGCCACAUUUUUAAAGUUGAAUUCGACCUUAAAAUCUCUGAUGAAAUUAGAAAAGAACGUUUCCUAUUGUAUCACAGUGCUCUAGGCAUUGUCAUCCUUAAACCUAAUCACAUAUUUUCCCAUACGUCCAAAAUAGCUGCCUGAGUUGUAUUAUUCUAUGAUUUCCUAGCAACAGCAUGGAAUACGAGUUCACAACAAAAUAAUUUUCAAAUAACAAACUAUGCAUCAAUUAUUAGUAUCAUCAUCAGCAACAUGCAAAGAACGAAAAAAAAAAAAAAGCACGUGGAAAGCGAGAAGACUAAACAAAAAAUACAGAACAAAAACGAUUAAUGCACGUGACAGUGACACCAAUUUUUGAAUAUACACCGUUCAAACAAAAAACUCAAAACAAAGGGUCACACGCAGUACACGUGGGCAAAGAAAGAGCGCGCCAACCACUGUUUAUUUUUUCCCAUUUUUCUUUCCUUUAUAUAACGGUUACAAUUUUCUCUCACUCGUUCAUUACUCCAAUUUUUUCUCCCUCCCUCUCAUUUUUCUAACCAACCAAACAAAAACAUUUUCUUUUUCCCUUUUCAAUUUUUCAUUUCCCUUAAAACUCCCUCGUUUUCGCUCCUGGGUUUUUCUUUUAUCCAUUUUCCUUCGUUUUUUGUAUCUACAUUUUCGUAGAUAACAUAACUCGUCGGAAAAUGGAAAUUCGCCGGAGACAAUCUUCACCGACGCCGGCUGUUCCUUCCGGCGAACAUCUCAAACCUCAGAAGCUUACCACUACCGAUUCACAAACCUUUUCUAUCUGCGUCGCUAACGCUGUUUUCUUUGGUUUAUUCUUCUCCGUCGCGUAUUUUCUUCUCCACCGUUGGCGUGAGAAGAUCAGAACCUCCACACCUCUUCAUGUCGUCACCGCAUCAGAAACCGCCGCCAUUGUUUCUCUUGUAGCUUCCGCCGUUUAUCUUCUAGGUUUCUUCGGUAUCGGAUCUCGUACUUCCUUCCCUGACGAUCUCUCCGACGAAGAGAUCCUCGCGAAAGAAGAUUCUCGGAAGCCAGGACCGUGUCCGGCGGCACUUGUCGACACCGAAGUGAAACCGGCGUCGGCAAUUGUAGCUCCGCCGGCGAAGAUCUAUGGCGUUGCACCGGUGAAUCUCUCAGAGGAAGACGAGGAAAUGGUGAAAUCGGUUGUUUCCGGUUCAAUUCCGUCGUAUUCAUUAGAAUCUAGACUUGCCGAUUGCCGGAAAGCCGCGGUGAUUCGACGUUCGGCGGUUCAGAUGAUAACAGGGAAAUCGUUGGAAGGUUUACCGUUGGAAGGUUUUGAUUACGAUUCGAUAUUGGGACAGUGUUGUGAGAUGCCGAUAGGGUUUGUUCAGAUUCCGGUUGGUGUUGCGGGUCCAUUGUUGUUAGAUGGAGUUGAGUACACUGUACCAAUGGCUACUACUGAGGGUUGUUUGGUUGCAAGUACCAAUAGAGGGUGUAAAGCUAUUCAUGCUUCUGGUGGAGCUUCUUCUGUUUUGCUUAGAGAUGGAAUGACUAGAGCACCUGUUGUUAGGUUUUCGUCUGCGAAAAGAGCUGCUCAGUUGAAGUUUUUCUUGGAAGAUCCGCUUAAUUUUGAUUCACUUGCUGUCACUUUCAACAAGUCAAGCAGAUUCGCUAGAUUGCAGAGCAUUCAACCUACUAUUGCUGGCAAGAAUUUGUACAUUAGAUUCCGUUGCAGUACGGGUGAUGCCAUGGGGAUGAACAUGGUAUCAAAAGGAGUUCAAAAUGUCCUUGAUUUUCUUCAGAGUGACUUCCCUGAUAUGGAUGUCAUUGGAAUCUCUGGAAAUUUCUGUUCCGACAAGAAAGCUUCGGCUGUGAACUGGAUUGAAGGGCGUGGUAAGUCCGUGGUGUGUGAGGCUGUAAUUAAGGAAGAAGUGGUGAAGAAAGUGUUGAAGACUAAUGUGGAGGCCCUGGUUGAGCUUAACAUGCUUAAGAACCUAACUGGCUCAGCCAUUGCUGGUGCUCUUGGUGGGUUCAAUGCUCAUGCUAGCAAUAUUGUCUCUGCUAUCUACAUAGCCACUGGUCAAGAUCCUGCUCAGAAUGUGGAGAGUUCUCACUGUAUUACCAUGAUGGAAGCUAUAAAUGAUGGAAAAGACCUUCACAUUUCUGUCACCAUGCCUUCCAUUGAGGUUGGUACUGUGGGAGGGGGAACACAACUCGCAUCACAGUCAGCUUGUCUAAAUUUACUUGGUGUUAAGGGUGCCAGCAAAGAUUCACCAGGUGCAAAUUCUAGGCUACUGGCCACAAUUGUUGCCGGUUCAGUCCUUGCCGGCGAGCUAUCACUCAUGUCUGCAAUUGCAGCCGGACAACUAGUUAAGAGUCACAUGAAGUACAACAGAUCUAGCAAGGAUAUCACCAAAGUAGUCUCAUGAGCUGGCCUCGCACAACAUAACAAUAACCUUGUAGAGGGGACUGAUGCCUCUAACAAGGACAAAAAAAGACCAAAAAGAAAGUAUAUAGUUGGUUUUCAAAAGGACUAUAGGUGAUGGCCAAGGGGUGAAUAAUAAAUUAUGAUUGGCAUCUUUUCAAGAGUAUAUCCAGCUAAACAAGAGCAUGUGGUAAGAAUCAAAUAAGAAAAGCUUGAACACCUUAGUCCAUGUGAGGCAUUGUCUUUUACGCGAUUGUACAGAAAGGUUGAAUCAGAAGAUGGAGAAAAACAAGUAGCUAAUUAAUAAACCUUUGGCAUUAGUUUAAUUCUUUUUUCUGUUUCUUUUUAAUUUAUUCUGUAUUGUGUUAUAAGCUAUUGCAUCAAAGAUUUGGUAAUUUUAGUGUGUGUGUGUGUGGAGUAUUUUAAUGUGUUGUUGUAAUCUCCAACUUAAGGUUAAUUUGUAAUUUUUAGCAAGAGCUGAGACAUCAAUGAGAGAUGUAGAGUUGUUAAUA